CCGGAAGACCGUCCCAGAUGGCCUCGGGGGUGGCCUGAGUGUGAAUCUGAUCUCAGGGGCUGCUCGCUUUUCCGCGCCGGCUGUUCGCCUUAUGCCGCGGGCUGCGGCCGCCUGCCUCCGCUGGGAUCGGCGGCGCUGAGGCGCCGGGGCAACGUGCGACAUGUCUUCGGGCCUCCGCGCUGCCGACUUCCCCCGUUGGAAGCGCCACAUUGCGGAGGAGCUGAGGCGCCGGGACCGGCUGCAGAGGCAGUCGUUCGAGGAGAUCAUCCUGCAGUAUAACAAGUUACUGGAAAAGUCAGACCUUCAUUCAGUGUUGGCCCAGAAACUACAAGCUGAAAAGCACGAUGUACCAAACAGGCAUGAAAUAAGUCCUGGACAUGAUGGCUCAUGGAAUGACAGUCAACUACAAGAAAUGGCUCAACUGAGGAUUAAACACCAGGAAGAACUAACGGAAUUGCACAAGAAACGUGGGGAGUUAGCUCAGUUGGUGAUUGACCUGAACAACCAAAUGCAGCAGAAGGACAGGGAGAUGCAGAUGAAUGAAGCAAAAAUUGCAGAAUGUUUGCAAACUAUCUCUGACCUGGAGACUGAGUGCCUAGACCUACGCAGCAAGCUUCAGGACCUCGAGGUAGCCAACCAGACCCUGAAGGACGAAUACGAUGCCCUGCAGAUCACUUUUACUGCCUUGGAGGAGAAACUGAGGAAAACUACUGAAGAGAACCAGGAGCUGGUCACCAGGUGGAUGGCCGAGAAAGCCCAGGAAGCCAACCGCCUUAAUGCAGAGAACGAAAAGGAUUCCAGGAGACGGCAAGCCCGGCUGCAGAAAGAGCUUGCCGAAGCAGCAAAGGAACCACUACCAGUUGAACAGGAUGAUGAUAUUGAAGUCAUUGUGGAUGAGACCUCAGAGCACACAGAGGAGACCUCUCCUGUGCGAGCUAUCAGCAGAGCAGCCACUAAGCGACUCUCGCAGCCUGCUGGAGGCCUUCUGGAUUCUAUCACUAAUAUCUUUGGUCUGUCCGAGUCUCCCCUUUUGGGACAUCAUUCUUCUUCUGAUGCUGCCAGGAGACGCUCUGUCUCUUCCUUCCCAGUCCCCCAGGAUAAUGUGGAUACUCAUCCUGGUUCUAGUAAAGAUGUGAGGGUACCAACUACUGCCUUAUGUGUCUUUGACGCACACGAUGGGGAAGUUAAUGCUGUGCAGUUCAGUCCAGGUUCUCGGUUACUGGCCACAGGAGGCAUGGACCGCAGGGUUAAGUUAUGGGAAGCAUUUGGAGAUAAAUGUGAGUUCAAAGGCUCCCUAUCUGGUAGUAAUGCUGGAAUUACAAGUAUUGAAUUUGAUAGUGCUGGGGCUUACCUGUUAGCAGCUUCAAAUGAUUUUGCAAGCCGAAUCUGGACUGUGGAUGAUUAUCGAUUACGGCACACACUCACAGGACACAGUGGGAAAGUACUGUCUGCCAAGUUCCUGCUGGACAACGCACGAAUCGUCUCAGGAAGUCACGACCGGACCCUCAAACUCUGGGAUCUACGCAGCAAAGUCUGCAUAAAGACAGUGUUUGCAGGAUCCAGUUGCAAUGAUAUUGUCUGCACAGAGCAGUGCGUAAUGAGUGGACAUUUUGACAAGAAAAUUCGUUUCUGGGACAUUCGAUCAGAGAGUGUGGUUCGAGAAAUGGAGCUGUUGGGGAAGAUUACUGCCUUGGAUCUAAACCCAGAAAGGACUGAACUCCUGAGCUGUUCCCGUGAUGACCUGCUGAAAGUCAUUGAUCUGCGAACGAAUGCCAUCAAGCAGACAUUCAGUGCGCCUGGAUUCAAGUGUGGCUCUGACUGGACCAGAGUCGUCUUCAGCCCUGAUGGCAGUUAUGUGGCAGCAGGCUCAGCUGAGGGUUCUCUCUAUGUCUGGAGUGUGCUCACAGGGAAAGUGGAGAAGGUUCUUUCAAAACAGCACAGCUCCUCCAUCAACGCUGUGGCGUGGUCUCCCUCUGGAGUGCAUGUCGUCAGUGUGGACAAAAGCAGCAAAGCUGUGCUGUGGACACAGCCUUGAUGCCUUUAGGAGCGGCACAGGGACUCGCACACCCUGUCCUGUGAGCACAGGUCCUUACAGAGAAAAGAGUUCAAGCCAAGCGACACGGCAGCCUGCCUUCAGACUGGAAUCCUGAGUUUUGACUAAGCUCUAGGUGGCCUGGAAGAACCAACACGGAAACAGCCUGCCCCUGCAAGUCACCUGGCCAAGCUUCAGGCUCUUGCCUCAGUUUGGGUGGUAGACACUACUCGCUCUGAUCUUCCAUACCUCAUUGGGGAGCACAGGGUCCCCACUGGGUCUCCUCACUGGAUGACAGUGCCAAUGACACACCACAUGUCCGGGUUGGUUCCCAGCUCUGCUCUCCCUCCUUCCAGAGUCAGUUCUGCCUGCACAGCCCCUUGCUUGGAGGUCCUUUCCCAGUGGACUUGUGCUAUGCAUUGGAUUAGAGGAAACCCCAAACACAGGGCCUGGUUGUCGCGGGGCUCUCGUGAUCUUGUCUUAGUACUGCUGAAACGUGAGGUCUCUUGACUGCUCUUCAGAACUCCGACUCCCUUCCCCUCAGUUCUCCUACAUAUCUACUUGGUCAAGAAAUGAAUAUCGAUUUGGUUAAAAAUCUUUGAGAGAGGCAAGGACAUGUGCCGGCCUUUUCCAGUGUGGUGGGUUUGUGGCAGAGUUGAAGAAUGUGCUCCUGCAUCACUCUGCAAAUGCCCAGAAAGUGGGUACUUGCCACGUUCAUACUUAUGACAAAGGAUUUGGGGCCUCCGAUGUAUUUGCUCCAGAGCUGCUGCUGGUGGUUCCAGCCACUGCCCCUCUGCCGGUCCUGCAUGCACUGACCUCAGAGCUCAGUGCGGGAAGCCCCGUCCAGGGAGCAUGGCAGUGUCGUGUUCCCGUCUCGGGCUGUGGUGAAGGCUGGGGAAACAGUUACCCUUACCAUUUUACCUGUGUAAGAUUUUAGUUCUCUGUCUGGGUGUCCAGAACACCAUGUUUUUAUCACAUUUUAAUUUGCACUUUAUAAUUUUUUUUUUGUCCACACUUGUUCUCUGGACAGUUAGGGACACGAGUGCCAGAGCAGGAGGAAGGAAUGUGGCGUCUCUGCUCUGACAGGGACGUCGUCCCCAUUCUUCGUCUUUUCCCUGCUUGCAGCUUCCUUUUCAGUUUGCCAUUCAGAGAACUUGUAUUGAGGGGAGUGGAAAUUCACAGCCAGGGCACAUCUUUUAUUUAUUUAAUUAUGUAUGUGGCCCAACAGAACUUGAUUGUAAAUAAAAAAAAUUCUGUUAUAUACUU
This is a messenger RNA of Sciurus carolinensis (gray squirrel), 3298 nucleotides long. It is a transcript of the gene Atg16l1, whose product is annotated as autophagy related 16 like 1. Gene Ontology annotation, cellular component: autophagosome membrane. Lineage: Eukaryota; Metazoa; Chordata; Mammalia; Rodentia; Sciuridae. Gene Ontology annotation, molecular function: protein binding. Bases 161 to 2035 code for a protein of 624 amino acids. The transcript is spliced from 19 exons. Gene Ontology annotation, biological process: negative stranded viral RNA replication; autophagosome assembly. The record is from RefSeq and is a predicted model, not a curated record.